Rhea pennata is the source of this 1532-nucleotide messenger RNA. RefSeq names its product insulin like growth factor binding protein 4 (gene IGFBP4). The transcript is spliced from 5 exons. NCBI's taxonomy places the organism in Eukaryota, Metazoa, Chordata, Aves, Rheiformes, Rheidae. The record is from RefSeq and is a predicted model, not a curated record. Gene Ontology annotation, molecular function: insulin-like growth factor II binding; insulin-like growth factor I binding. Bases 1 to 831 code for a protein of 276 amino acids. Gene Ontology annotation, cellular component: extracellular region. Gene Ontology annotation, biological process: regulation of insulin-like growth factor receptor signaling pathway.
AUGGUCCUGGGGGCUCUCAGCACCACGGCGAUUGUCGGCAGCACCCUGCAAAUUGCAGGUUCGAGUGCUGGAUGUGAUCACCUCGCGCUGCUGCUGCUGGCGGCGGCGGCGGCGGCGGGGCUGGGCGGCGGCGAGGAGGCGAUCCAGUGCCCGCCGUGCUCCGAGGAGCGGCUGGCGCGCUGCAAGGCGCCGCAGGGCUGCGCGGAGCUGGUGCGCGAGCCGGGCUGCGGCUGCUGCGCGACCUGCGCGCUCGGCCGCGGCACCGCCUGCGGCGUCUACACGGCGCGCUGCGGCGCCGGGCUGCGCUGCUACCCGCCCCGCGGCGUCCCGCGCCCGCUGCACACCCUCAUGCACGGCCAGGGCGUCUGCACCGACCUGGCCGACGUCGAGGCCAUCCAGGAGAGCCUCCAGCCGACAGACAAGGAGGAGAUCGAGCACCCCAACAACAGCUUCAGCCCCUGCAGCCUCCAGGACCGCAAGUGCCUGCAGAAGCAGCAGGCCAAGCGCGUCAGCAACGGCAACAGGAUGAGGAACAGCGGGAACCACCGCGAGGAGACGCGGCCCAUAGCGCAGGGCUCGUGCCAGAGCGAGCUGCACCGGGCGCUGGAGCGGCUGGCGGCGGCGCCGACGCGGACGCAUGAGGACCUCUACGUCAUCCCCAUCCCCAACUGCGACCGCAACGGCAACUUCCACCCCAAGCAGUGUCACCCGGCGCUGGACGGGCGGCGCGGGAAGUGCUGGUGCGUGGACCGCAAGACGGGGGUGAAGCUGCCGGGCUUCCUGGAGCUGAAGGGGGACCUGGACUGUCACCAGCCGGCGGACAGCAUGUGAGCGCCCCGCGGCCGCCCCGCGCCGAAGACUUGCCGCGUUUAGGAAGCGCAGCCGGUGGAUUUGCCGCCGGCUCUGUUCGGCCCGGUCGGCCGCGAGCGGCGGGGCGCCUCUGCGAACGGCUUGUGCCUCCGCGCCGUCCGACCUGGCCAGCUGGGCGAAACCAAGAUGAAUUUCGGAAAUGCUUCAGUGACGCAAAAACUGUGGGUUUUGCCAGCGCAAAGGUUUCUGCUGAAAAUUUUUUCACUAUUUUUUGCAGCUUUUUUCCCCCCCCCCCCAAAGCGCUUCCGCGGGAGCCAGCCGGGCUGGGAACUGCUCAUCUCGAUGACUCUGGGGUGACAAAUUGCCCUUUCGGUCGCAAGGGAAAGUUUGCCAAAGAGGGGGACGAGCCCGCUGCGGCGCGGAGGGAAACGUUUCAGUUUUAGUGAAGCGAGGAGCCGGGCGCUGCCCACCGCCUGGCGCGCUGACGUUUCGCCCUGUCUCCCCCGGUAGUUUAAGGCUGUAUUUACACGAGAUCGUUAUUCCGGAUUAAGGCUACCUGCCCCGCGCGUGUUUGCGCACCGGCACGAGCUUUCCGUUGCCGUUUGGGCUCCGUCCGUGUGCCGCCGCGUCCCUCUUUUACCAGUAACCUUGGAGCUUUGUAUUGUCAAAAAGGGGGGGAGGGAAGAUGAUAAUUGCUGUAUUUAAUUUUCACUGUUAUUUGA